Molecule: messenger RNA, 501 nt
Organism: Rotaria sordida
Lineage: Eukaryota; Metazoa; Rotifera; Eurotatoria; Philodinida; Philodinidae
Source: the annotation of a GenBank genome assembly
AUGACUGCAUCACAUGAUUGCAAACAAUAUUGUCCAUUUGCAUUUAGCGCUUAUGCUUAUAUACGAUCUAAUGAAGCUAAAAUAUGUGAUCGAAAAGAAACAUCGCCAGUACAUUCAGCUGAAGACCAACCUGAAUCAUAUCAAAUAAGUUAUAAUUCUCAACAACCUAAAUUAACAUAUAAUCGUCCAUUAGUUAGUUUUGUUGAUCAAAGUAUUGGUAGACAACAAGUAAAAACAUUUAAUCAGAUACGUUCACGUGGUGAAGUACUAGUAAUGAAGACAGUUUUUUCAUCAUCAUUUAUGAUGAAACAAAAUCGUCGUUUACAAAAUCAACAACAACUUACUCCAAUUAAUACAUACUCAUCAAUGUACGAACAACAGCAACCAAUAGUUUCUGAUCAACAAUAUGGUCAAUCACUAAAUCAACCAACAGCUGCAUUUAUUCAACCAACAUCACAACGAAGUAUACUUUAUGUUUUUCAAUCAUCAUCUUAUCCUUGA